Molecule: messenger RNA, 531 nt
Organism: Acanthocheilonema viteae
Lineage: Eukaryota; Metazoa; Nematoda; Chromadorea; Rhabditida; Onchocercidae
Source: the annotation of a GenBank genome assembly
AUGGUAAAUGUUGAUAGAUUAAUUUUAGAUUCAUCGGGAAAAACAUAUCAUUUUACUGGAACUGAGAAAGGCUUGUUAUUUUCGGCAACAGCCAUUGGUACUCUUAUAGGUACUUAUCCAGUAAUUCUUCUUGAAAAAAAAUUAACAAUUAGGAAACUUUUCGUAUUAUUUGGAAUAAUAUCAGCGAUUUCCACCCUUUUAAUUCCUUGGGUUGCUGAUUUUGGAUUUGGAUUUCUUUUUGCAAUGCGAUUUUUAGAAGGAUUUGCAUAUGCAUCAGCUUAUCCGGUCGUUGGUACUAUUACAUCGCAAUGGUCAUUAUUAGCUGAUAGUGGGAUGUAUAUGUCAUUAAUAUUAUGUCAUUUUCAGAUUGGGCCAUUGUUUACAAUGCCUAUUUCGGGAGCCUUGUGUGUAUCAUCAUUUGGUUGGCCAGCAACAUAUUACAUUCAUGGUGUACUAACAUUACUUAUUAUGCUCGGAUUUUAUAUUAUUUAUCGUGAUUCACCAAAAAUUCAUAAGUUUGUUAAGCUAUAG